AUGUCGCCCUCGCGUCGCCGCCCCCGGCCACCAGCGGACGAGGAGGCUCCCACGGCGCCGCCGCUACCGCCACCAACCCCGAGCCGCCGGGGUCAUUGGCUCGCGCGCCGCGGGGCACGCCGGGACCGCCGCGCUGCACGCCGGGAUCGCCGCGCUGCACGCCGGGAGCCUGGAGGACCCCGGGGCUCGGGUCUGGUGUCAUCGCCUCCACUCCUGGCCCCGGUCUCCAGUGCGCGGCUCGUCUGCGACAGGAGCGCGGACGCUCGGUCCCCGCGCUCUCGGGCCCCGGCCCCCGCCCCGGCGGUCCCGCCCACGCCCAUGAUUGGACGGCGGAGGCCACGCCCACCGCGCCGGGCCGCCUUGGAUUGUGAAAGUUCAGGACACCAGAGCCAAGCAGAGGCCCUGGAGGAACAAGGGGCUGAGGUGCGAAUAAUCCUGCCCAAUGGUCCCGCUGCCAUCAGGCUCGAUAGCUUUCUUGAGCGCCCUUUGCGAGCAAGAGGCGCCAUUUUGGAGGUUGGGGAGGAGAUUAAUUGCUCCUGCUCUCCUGGCCAGAGUGGGAAGCUGUGGGGUGGCCGCUUUGUGGGUGCUGUGGAUCCUGUCAUGGAGAAGUUCAACUCAUCCAUCACCUACGACCGGCACCUGUGGGAGGUGGACGUGCAGGGCAGCAAAGCCUACAGCCGAGGCCUGGAGAAGGCGGGGCUCCUCACCAAGGCCGAGAUGGACCAGAUACUGCAGGGCCUGGACAAGGUGGCUGAGGAGUGGGCCCAGGGUACCUUCAAACUACACCCCAGCGAUGAGGACAUCCACACAGCCAACGAGCGGCGCCUGAAGGAGCUCAUCGGCGAAACAGCAGGGAAGCUGCACACGGGACGCAGUCGGAACGACCAGGUGGUCACAGACCUCAGGCUGUGGAUGCGGCAGAACUGCUCCUCUCUCUCCGUCCUCCUCUGGGAGCUCAUCAGAACCAUGGUGGACCGGGCAGAGGCGGAGCGGGACAUCCUCUUCCCGGGGUACACACACCUGCAGAGGGCUCAGCCCAUCCGCUGGAGCCACUGGAUCCUGAGCCAUGCCGUGGCACUGACGAGAGACUCUGAGAGGCUGCUGGAGGUGCAGAAGCGGAUCAACGUCCUGCCCCUGGGGAGCGGAGCCAUUGCGGGCAACCCUCUGGGCGUGGACCGGGAGCUGCUCCGAAGAGAACUGAACUUUGGGGCCAUUACUCUAAACAGCAUGGAUGCCACCAGCGAGCGAGACUUUGUGGCUGAGUUCCUGUUCUGGGCUUCACUGUGCAUGACCCAUCUCAGCAGGAUGGCUGAGGACCUCAUCCUCUAUGGUACCAAGGAAUUCAGCUUUGUGCAGCUCUCUGAUGCCUACAGCACUGGAAGCAGCCUGAUGCCUCAGAAGAAAAACCCAGACAGCCUGGAGCUGAUCCGGAGCAAGGCGGGGCGAGUGUUUGGGCGGUGUGCUGGGCUCCUGAUGACCCUCAAGGGACUUCCAAGCACCUACAACAAGGACCUACAGGAGGACAAGGAAGCCGUGUUUGAAGUGUCAGACACCAUGAGUGCUGUCCUCCAGGUGGCCACUGGCGUCAUCUCCACACUGCAGGUUCGCGCUGAGAACAUGGCACAGGCGCUCAGCCCCGACAUGCUGGCCACCGACCUCGCCUACUACCUGGUGCGCAAGGGGAUGCCGUUCCGCCAGGCGCACGAGGCCUCCGGGAAAGCCGUGUUCAUGGCCGAGACCAAGGGGGUCGCCCUCAACCAGCUGUCGCUGCAGGAGCUGCAGACCAUCAGCCCCCUGUUCUCGGGCGACGUGGGCCGCGUGUGGGACUACGGGCACAGCGUGGAGCAGUACGACGCCCUGGGUGGCACGGCGCGUGCCAGCGUCGACUGGCAGAUCGGCCAGCUGCGGGCGCUGCUGCGGGCUCAGCGGGCCUAGACCCGAAUAAAGCGACCCGGGCAGCUGCUGCGUGUUUCCUGCCCUGCCUGUCUCCUCGUUGGGGGGCUUUCAGGGUCUGUGAGCGGCCAGUGGGGUCCAUCAAGGAGGUGGGGAAACUGGGCAAGGGUGGCGAGAGUCGGGGAUGGGGAAAGGAGGAGAGGGGCUCCCAUCAGACCCUCCGUACUGUCCAGUCCCCACUCCCCUCACUGCAGGGCAUCACAGGGACCGCCUGCUGUGAGUUCUUGGCAGGACUGGCGGGACCCUGGAGGGGCCCGAUGAGUAGCUCAGUCAUUUACCGUCCACCCCCUUCCUUCCCAGCGUGUGCAGGCCCCCCACCCUCCUCCUCCGCUUUCUUAACCUACCCUUCCCUGGCCCUUUCAGGUACCAUCGCAGGUUGUCCCUUGGGCUGAGGCCUGUGCCCUGGAAAGUGGCAUGGUGGUAAGCCCUGCAAGCGGAAGACAACUUGAUAUAAACUUGAGAGAAAUCAGCUCAACAGAUUGUGUGUGGACGCUGGUGCCCUCUGCUGUGUGGGCCACUCAGCUGGAACACCUGAUGCCACCACCGAAGACAGCCACACUGCAAACCGAGGAGUUCAUCUGAUUGCCACCACCUUCUUGCUCUACGACUAAAGAUGCUUUGAGCCCAACAUCUGGAAAUCUUUUUGACUGGCUGCUCUCUGGACUCAGAAACUGGGUUUCCAACUUUAAUCUUUGUUUUUCUUUUAUUUUCAUAGAAGUUCCCUUCAUGAAAUGCCUGACAGCUCAAAUCAUCCAAUAAAUAUCCUCUACUACCAAGUCCCAACAUAUGGUUCAACUUGUCCUUAAUGAACAAAAGGACCAGGAACCCAAGGAGGGUAUUUCCUUUCACUGCUGCUGUUCUACGUUGUACUAACAGUUCUAGUCAGUGAGACUAGACAAGAAGAAGAAACAAAAGGCCUCCAAAUUGGCUACAAA
Galeopterus variegatus (Sunda flying lemur) is the source of this 2888-nucleotide messenger RNA. It is a transcript of the gene ASL, whose product is annotated as argininosuccinate lyase. Gene Ontology annotation, cellular component: cytosol. NCBI's taxonomy places the organism in Eukaryota, Metazoa, Chordata, Mammalia, Dermoptera, Cynocephalidae. The coding region runs from base 1 to 1935 and encodes 644 amino acids. Gene Ontology annotation, molecular function: argininosuccinate lyase activity. The record is from RefSeq and is a predicted model, not a curated record. The transcript has 20 exons.